ACGUGUGGGCGGCUCCAGGCAGUCAGUCUGCGGGUCCGGGCUGUGUAGCGCCGCUUAGUAUAGCUCAGCCCUACGCCCGGCUUUGUGUCCCGGGACCGCAGCGUCGCAUCUCCGCCUCAUUCAUUGCACCGCUCCUCCUCAGAGCCGAAACGCGGGCCCGGGCCCCCGGCUCUGUGCAUUAUGUCAAAGCGGCUGAAGAGCCUGGAGGUCUGCGCGGACUGCAGCGUGCAGGAUCCUCGCUGGGCAUCUAUUAACAGAGGUGUACUGAUAUGUGACGAAUGCUGUAGUGUACACCGGAGCCUGGGGCGACAUAUCUCACAAGUGAGACAUCUUAAACACACGCCAUGGCCUCCUACCUUACUACAGAUGGUACAGACCUUGUAUAGUAAUGGAGCGAAUUCAAUAUGGGAACAUUCUUUGCUGGACCCGGCAUCCAUAAUGAGUGGAAAACGGAAAGCCAAUCCCCAGGAUAAGUUGCACCCAAACAAAGCUGAGUUUAUAAGAGCGAAAUAUCAAAUGCUGGCAUUUGUUCACCGUUUACCAUGUCGAGAUGAUGAUAGUGUCACAGCCAAAGAUCUUAGUAAGCAACUUCAUUCAAGUGUUAGGACUGGUAACCUAGAGACCUGUCUGCGGCUCUUAUCCCUAGGAGCACAAGCAAAUUUUUUUAAUCCGGAAAAGGGAAGUACACCUCUUCAUGUGGCAGCAAAAGCAGGACAGAUAUUACAGGCUGAGCUCCUCACGGUCUAUGGUGCAGACCCAGGCACACCUGAUUCUGCUGGGAAAACGCCUAUUGACUAUGCAAGGCAAGGUGGCCACCACGAAUUGGCAGAUCGUCUUGUAGAAAUUCAACAUGAAUUGACAGACCGGUUAGCAUUCUACCUUUGUGGAAGGAAACCAGAGCACAGAAACGGACAGCACUUCAUUAUACCACACAUGGCAGAUAGCAGUUUGGACUUAUCAGAACUGGCUAAAGCUGCCAAGAAAAAACUGCAAUCUUUAAGCAAUCACUUAUUUGAAGAACUGGCAAUGGAUGUCUAUGAUGAAGUUGACAGACGAGAAACAGAUGCAGUUUGGAUAGCUACUCAGAACCAUAGCACACUUGUCACAGAGACCACUGUAGUACCUUUCCUUCCUGUGAAUCCUGAGUAUUCCUCGACGCGUAACCAGGGAAGGCAGAAAUUGGCCCGUUUCAAUGCCCAUGAAUUUGCCACCCUGGUAAUCGACAUUUUAAGUGACGCCAAAAGGCGACAACAAGGAAAUUCAGUCGUAGCACCCAAAGAUAAUGUGGAAUUGGUCUUAAAAAGUAUAAGCAAUCAACAUAGCAACGAAAGCCAAGAUAACGACCAGCCUGACUAUGAUAGUGUCGCAUCUGAUGAAGAAACAGAUCUGGAGAAUGUUCCACCCAAUUCUAAUAGGGAAAAGAGCUUGGAAUCCGAGUUAUCUGAUGGUACAUUUACAGUACAAGAGUUUCUUGAAGUUAAAAAUGCCCUGACUGCAUCGGAAGCAAAAAUACAACAGUUAAUGAAAGUGAAUAACAAUCUCAGCGAUGAGCUUCGGAUAAUGCGGAAAAAGCUCCAAACACUGCAAUGUGAGAAUACCAACCUCAGGAGACAGGCCACAACUAACCUGUAUCAGGUCCCAACUGGGUCAGAAUACACAGACCUCGCCAACCCACCUUCAUUAAAGAGGCGGCCUUCAGGACGAGGUAGCAGGCCCAUGUCUAUGUAUGAGACGGGAUCUGCCCAGAAGCCUUACCUCCCUAUGGGAGAAGUUACUUACCCAGAAGAAGGUAUUAAAAGACUACAGCCUUUCCCACCCCAUAUCGGGAGGAGUGCAUAUGUGACCUCCUCUUCAUCCCUGCCUUCCUUCCCCUCCACGCUUUCCUGGUCAAGAGAUGAAAGCACACGAAGGGGGUCAAAAGUAGAAAAGCAAACCAGUGUACAAGAAAGCGACUAUGAUAAUACCCUUCAUGAUGCAGAGCUGGAAGAAACGAGUUCAAGUAGAAAAGGGAGACAGAGAAGCCUGCCCUGGCAUGGAGAAGGCUCCAUUCCAGAAAUAGAUGACCCUGAUGUAAAUAUAAGCUCCACUCUGCCCAGCACAGAGGAUGUAAUUCGGAAGACUGAACAGAUCACCAAAAACAUCCAAGAGCUGCUUAGGGCAGCACAGGAAAACAAACAUGACAGGCCCUUUGAACGUGAAAGUGUGCGCAGGCUGAGGCAUAGCCUUGGUUGUUUUAGCACAUUGGUUCCUUGGGCAGAGAAAGCCCCACUGCAGCCAUUGACCCUCCAGCAGCCAGACUCUACCUCCUGCUAUUUACCAUGUUCGGAAAGAAUACACGUUGCAGUGACAGAAAUGGCAGCCCUCUUUCCAAAGAAACCCAAGUCGGACAUGGUGAGAACAUCACUACGCCUUCUUACAUCCAGUGCUUAUCGACUGCAAACUGAGUGCAAAAAGACCCUGCCGAUCGAGUCCAGUCCGAGCACCGACAUUCAGCUGGUGACACAGCAAGUCAUUCAGUGCGCCUAUGACAUCGCUAAGGCUGCCAAACAAUUGGUCACCAUUACAACCAAAGAAAACACAAACUAAGGAAUAGUGGUCACCUUUUGUUUUCCUGAAGGACAUGUGGGACUUACAUUUUUCUUAAGGUUUUAUUUGAUAAUUAGGCAGGUUCAUCUUAAGACUUCAGUAUCAGUAUUACUAUUUGCAUGUAUUACUUCUAAGUGUUUCUCUGGACUAUCUUAAUUUACCCCACUGCCUUAUAUGUAAACUUUUCUGCCAGUUUAAAAAGCAUUGUACUUCAUCCAUUACUCAGAGAACUUUAAAGGGGUUUUUCUGACAGUUUUAUACUGAUGACCUGUCCUGAAGAUACAGUAGGUCAUCAGUAUUUGAUUGGUUGGGGUCCAACAGCGGGGAAACCCUUCUUGCAGCUUGCCAUAGAUCAGUGACAUCGUGGUCAGUGGUCACAUGGCCUAGGUGCAGCUCAGUCCCAUUCAAGUGAACGGGGCUGAGUUGCAAUACCAAGCACAGCCACUAUACUAUGUACGGCGCUGUGCUUGGUAAGCUGUGAGGAGGCCACGACACUCUCCAGAGUGCCGUGGCCUCCUCAAACAGCUGAUCAGUAGUGGUCCCAGGAGUCAGACUCAAACCGAUCAUAUACUAAUUACCUAUCCUGAGUAUAGGUAGUCAGUUUAAGACUGUCAAAAAAAAAAAA
Messenger RNA from Bufo bufo (common toad), 3211 nucleotides. It is a transcript of the gene GIT2, whose product is annotated as GIT ArfGAP 2. The record is from RefSeq and is a predicted model, not a curated record. The transcript has 21 exons. Lineage: Eukaryota; Metazoa; Chordata; Amphibia; Anura; Bufonidae. Gene Ontology annotation, molecular function: GTPase activator activity; protein binding. Bases 181 to 2586 code for a protein of 801 amino acids. Gene Ontology annotation, biological process: brain development; regulation of ARF protein signal transduction.